Molecule: messenger RNA, 1731 nt
Organism: Camellia sinensis
Lineage: Eukaryota; Viridiplantae; Streptophyta; Magnoliopsida; Ericales; Theaceae
Source: RefSeq, a predicted model, not a curated record
CACACACACACACACGCUCUCUCCGUCUCUCUCUCUCUCUCUUCCCACGUGUCCUCCACGUGUCACCCCUCUCUUCUCUCCUACCCUACACUGAUCCACCGAACCCUCUUUCUCUCUCUCUCUCUCUCAGCGAAGCUUUCAUCUCCAUCAUCACCUGUCUGUGAAACCCCAAUAAACCCCACAACAAGGGAGCCUGAAAAGAAUUGAAGUUAGGUUGUCAGAGAUGGCAUAUCAUGGCCUAUGAUUUAACAAAAAUAUGCCCCUGAACUGUUGAUUGGGCUGACAUCCGGCAAUUAGGAUGAUAUAGGAGACUUGCACUCAAAAGUCAACCUUUAUUCAAAUUGUGGAUAUGUACUUUUCUGGGUUGUACAUGUAAUUGCAGGAAUGUACUAAUUUGACGUAGAAUAAUGAUCUGAUGGCAUUGUUUUUUGAAUUAGUGGCUACCCUAAUAAUCUUGGUGACAAAGCCUAUCUCACUGGUUAUGGUAUCAUGCAUCUUCGGUGUGAGAAGCUUCUGCAUUGUUAUUCACACCUGGGUGGAGCUGCUGAGAGCUACUAUCAUCUUCCAUGUAUAUUUACUCUGGAGGCUUGUGAUUUGCACUUUUGUUCUUAUAUCCCUUCCUGUACGAGUUUUGACUGCAUUGCAGAGGGAGAGGCUGCUACAAAUGCGUCUGCAUGAGCUGCAGAUUCAGCUGGAGAAUCUUGUGUGGAACAGGAAGGAACUUGAAGAACGUCUGCAGAUGUCCAUUAAAGAAUGUCGAAUGAUGGAGGCAAUGCUAGGAGAACUUGAAGAUGAACAUGAGGAGGCCAUUGUCAAAAUUGAACUAUUAGAGAGUGAGUUGCAGGACAAGAAGGUAGAAAAUCUUCAGCUGAAGGAGAUUCAGGGUAAAGGACCUUGGAGCUCCCAAAGUCAAGAUGACACAGACAAAGGCCAUGACCAUGACAAUGAUGUUGCUCAUAAAUAUGGCAUUUCCUAUGGGCUCCAACCAUUGAAAUCUAGUUUUAGUGGGAGUGGCAUUAUCAUUCAAGACCUCCCGACACACAAAGAUGCUUGCGAAGAUGAGAGCAAAAGUAAAACUGAGUCAAUUGAUUUCAUGAGAACUAGAUUGAAAGCCAGUGGUCCUAGCCAUGCAGUUACACCAGGUAUUACCUCCAGAAACAUAGACAUGAAUGAAGUUCUUGGCCAACAAAGGGAGGUUGCACUUUUACAGAGCCUUUUCAGUGCAGUAUUGUCAUUGUUAGUGGGAACAAUUAUCUGGGAGGCUGAAGACCCUUGCAUGCCUCUCGUUGUAGCUCUCUUCACUGUGGUUGGCAUGUCACUGACGAGUGUUGUACGGUUUUUGUCCACCAUCAAGAACAAACCCGCAUCCGAUGUAGUGGCUCUUUUAAGUUUGAAUUGGUUUAUACUUGGCACACUUGCAUAUCCUACACUGCCGAGAAUUGCUCAUAUGUGUGUGAUGGCCUUAAGCUUUUGGAGUGGACAGUAAGAUGGCUUGGUUUCACUUCGUAAACUAGUUCUCGGAAUAUCAUAUACAGUACAACCAUGUACAAUAUACUUCGAACCAUGAAGUUCUGUUUGUUUCUUUAUUUUUAUUUUUUUCAGCUUGUACGGUAAAGGGUAACUGAACUUUUUUUUCUUGUAGUACUGUAAAGGUCUUUACAUUUUUCAUUGUUUGAACAGCGCAGAUACAAUUAUGUUAACCCCAGUUAAUUCACUGUCAUUUUGCCAGCA